Drosophila sulfurigaster albostrigata is the source of this 8874-nucleotide messenger RNA. It is a transcript of the gene Ca-alpha1D, whose product is annotated as voltage-dependent calcium channel type D subunit alpha-1. Lineage: Eukaryota; Metazoa; Arthropoda; Insecta; Diptera; Drosophilidae. Gene Ontology annotation, cellular component: membrane; voltage-gated calcium channel complex. Gene Ontology annotation, biological process: calcium ion import across plasma membrane. Gene Ontology annotation, molecular function: high voltage-gated calcium channel activity. The record is from RefSeq and is a predicted model, not a curated record.
CUUAAACUCGUUCGCGUUGCUGUUGGUCGUUGCCUUGCGUGAAACCACAAAAGAAAAAUAAUAAUAAUACAAUAAUCCUUAAACGACUAAAAGCAAAUAACACAUUCAGCUGAAUAACCGCAGACUUCAACAAAUGCCAAAUUUUAAAUAAUUUACAAAUAAUAAAAUAAAUACGAAAGAAAAAUCAAUUUACAACAACGUCCAAAGAACAACAACUGCACCACCGUCAAAUAUAACAAAUUCUAAUUUAUUUGUGGCCAACAACAAAAAAGCUUUUAGCAGGCUUCAUUAGUUGCAAAAGUGUGCAUGCGAGUGCGAGUGUAUGUGCGUGUGUGUGUGUGUGGGAGUGUGUGUGAGUGUAAAAGUGUCAGUGGUACUGGGACUCAACACACCUGUUGAUGGCUCGUGUUGUCCGCACUUAAUGGGACAGCGUUAGCACAAAGGCGCACUUAAUGAACUUAACAGGAACAAUCAAUUUGCUCGCUGGAAGGAAACUUUAAAUAUGAAUACAGGAGAACAUAAGGAGCAUGCAUCAUCAACGCAGCAAAAACAACAAUCGCCGACAGCCAAUGACCAACACCAACAACAGCAGCAACAACAGCAGCAACAACAACAGCAACAAAAUAAGAAAUACGAUGCCUUGGAUAGUUCUAGUACCAAUAAUAAAUUAAAUCAUAAAAACAAUAUCAAUAAUAAGGACAAAGAUAAGGAACGAGCUAGGGAUAGGGAUAGGGAUAAAGAGACGAGCAAGGAUUUGUCACCAAGUCCGACAAGCAUUGUCAUUGAUGAAUCAUCAUCAUCUACAUCAUGCCUGCCCCAAAACAACACACAGCAAGAGCCAAGCAGCUCCCACAGCGGCAACGGAGCGAGAACAACAACUUCCUCAAGUCAGAGGCGUCGUCAGUUGCAAUUUCAGCGGCAGAAGGAGGCGAAACUUUAUGACCACAGCGAUGAGCCGACAUCAUCGACCACCAGCGUGAUGGGUGGCGGCGAGCUAGUCAAUUGCAUAGCCUACGACGAUAAUACGCUGAUUAUUGAACGCAAGCCAUCGCCGACAUCGCCAUCGACAUCGCGACGCUACUUGAAAGCGGAGACGCCGACGCGGGGCAGUCGCAAAUAUAAUCGCAAGUCGGCCCCACCCAAAAGUGACCUAGAGGUGGUUAUAUUGAAGCCGGAGCAUCAUCAUCAGCAUCGAUCGCCGACGAUAACGCUGCCGGUGCCGGCGACAUCGAUGAUAACGGGAAGUGGCAGCUCGUCGGUAUCGCCAACGGUUGCCACAGGGCCAACGGUGCUACAACAAAGUUGCAGUCCGCUUGAAGGGAUUGCCGCAAGCAGCGAGGAUACCACAGCAGGCGCCUCCAGCUGCAGCAGGAAGAGAGCGAACAACACAGAACUUGCGUUGAGCACCGUCACCAGUCAAAUUGUUAAUAAUACGACAUACAAGCUCGACUUUAAGCAGCGCAGGCACAAAAACAACAACAACAAUAACAACGGCAGCCACACAGGCAACGGUGGCAGCAACAGCAACGGUGGCAACAACAGAGGCAGCAAACGUCAACGACGCAAAUCCAGUUGCCACUCUUGUGGAGGAUCUAUUGGUGGCGGCAACGUCAGUCAGCGUUUGACACCAGAGGAGGCAGCAUCACAAUCAGCAGCAGCAGCAGCAGCGACAGCAAAUGCCACAGCAGCAGCAGCAGCGGCUGUGACGUGGCAGCAACAACCACAGAAUAGUGUGACUAGUGCUGGCAGCACCAACAGCAGUUAUAGCAGCGGGGCCAGAGACGAGGACAGCAGCUACAGUGCCAUUGGAGGCGACAGCAGCAGCAGCAACAGUUGCAACUGCGACAUCACCGGUGACAACAGUACGUUGCAUGGUUUUGGCGUUGGCGACAUCAGCAGCUUCAUAGGGGACGACGAUUGCGAGGCAGGCGACGACGACGACGACGAUCCCGAUAAUCCGGCCGAUCUCAGCUCGCAGACAUUGCGCACAGCGGCAAUUGUUGCAGCCGUUGCAGCAGCAGCCAAGGAACAGGCCGCAUCAUCGGCCGCUGGCAACACCGAUUGCGAGAGCUUCAGUGAGCGACGCCAGGAUGCGGAUGAUGAGAUUAGAAUUAUUGCUGGGACAGCGCUUAGUGGCAACGAUUCGCUCGAAGAUGUCGGUGAUGUGGAUGACAAUGCGGAUGUCAUUGUAAGAAGAAAUACGCGCAACAAUCGUCCCUCGAUUCGAAGGACAUGUAGAAUAACCGAAGAGGACGACGACGACGAAGACGAGGAAUACGACGAAGAAGACGAGCCUGAGGGUACAACUAUUGAUAUUGAUGAACAAGAGCAGCUGGCCCAACAGCACGAGCACUAUAGCGAACAGGACGAUCAUCACGACGAAGACGACGAGGAAGAGCGCGACGAAGACGACGAGGACGACGAGGAAGCUGACGAGUAUUACGAAGAGGAGGAGGACGACACUCAAGCAUUUUCACCCUUCUACUCUAGCUCCGCGGAGCUAAUUGAUAAUUUUGGCGGCGGCGCCGGCAAGUUCUUCAACAUUAUGGACUUUGAAAGAGGCGCCGCUGGAGGCGGCACCUACACUCCCAAUGGCAACGGAGGUGCUGCCCUUGGCGGCGAUAUGUCCCACUCUCAUAAUCCGCAAGCAGACCUCGGCGGAGGCACCAACAUUAUGGGCAUUGAUACCAUGGGCAUAGCAAACAUUCCGGAAACCAUGAACGGCACCACAAUUGGACCCAGCGGCGCCGGUGGACAAAAACCAGGAGCUGCAGGUUCGAAGCGACCCCAGCGACGAGGCAAACCGCAGCCGGAUCGACCACAGCGUGCGUUGUUCUGUUUGGGGCUUAAGAACCCUCUACGAGCUCUUUGCAUUCGCAUUGUGGAAUGGAAACCAUUUGAGUUCCUUAUAUUGUUAACAAUCUUCGCCAAUUGUAUUGCCUUGGCCGUGUACACGCCUUAUCCAGGCGCCGAUUCGAAUGCCACGAAUCAAACCUUGGAAUCAAUUGAAGUUAUAUUCCUAAAUAUAUUCACAGCGGAAUGUGUUAUGAAAAUAAUAGCAUAUGGUUUUGUGUUACAUAAUGGUGCAUAUCUAAGAAAUGGAUGGAAUUUAUUAGAUUUUACAAUUGUAGUUAUAGGAGCGAUAAGUACCGGACUAUCUUCAUUCGUGAGUGAGGGCUUCGAUGUGAAGGCACUCCGUGCCUUUCGAGUACUGCGUCCACUGCGACUUGUAUCGGGUGUACCAAGUCUACAGGUUGUGCUUAAUUCAAUUUUAAAGGCCAUGGUGCCACUGUUUCACAUUGCACUUCUGGUCAUAUUCGUAAUCAUAAUCUAUGCCAUAAUUGGCCUAGAGUUAUUCUCUGGUAAAUUGCACAAGGCGUGUCGAGAUGAGGUAACAGGUGAAUACGAAGAUACUAAAAGGCCCUGUGGAGUGGGCUAUGAGUGCCCAGCUGGUAUGAAGUGCUACGGCAAUUGGAUUGGACCCAACUUUGGCAUUACCAACUUUGACAAUUUUGGACUUGCCAUGUUGACGGUGUUUCAGUGCAUCACACUAGAGGGUUGGACAGAUGUCUUGUAUUAUAUACAAGAUGCCAUGGGCAGUACAUGGCAAUGGAUGUACUUCAUUUCAAUGGUCAUCUUGGGCGCAUUUUUCGUCAUGAACCUGAUUCUUGGUGUGUUGUCUGGAGAGUUCUCCAAAGAGCGUAACAAGGCCAAAAAUCGUGGCGAUUUUCAAAAGCUGCGCGAGAAGCAACAGAUCGAGGAGGAUUUGCGUGGCUACCUCGAUUGGAUAACACAGGCCGAAGACAUUGAGCCCGAUGCUCCCGGUGGACUUAUGCCCGACGGCAAGGGCAAACAGCCAAAUGAAAUGGAUUCUACCGAAAAUAUGGGCGAAGAGAUGCCCGAUAUGCAAGUUACCGAAUCACGUUGGCGCAAAAUGAAGAAAGACUUUGAUCGUGUUAAUCGACGAAUGCGUCGCGCCUGUCGCAGAGCUGUCAAGUCGCAGGCAUUCUAUUGGCUCAUCAUUGUGCUGGUGUUUCUCAACACUGGCGUUCUGGCAACAGAACACUAUGGCCAAGUCGAUUGGCUAGAUGAUUUUCAGGAAUAUACAAAUAUGGUGUUCAUUGGACUCUUCACUUGCGAAAUGUUGCUGAAAAUGUACAGUUUAGGUUUCCAGGGAUACUUUGUGUCACUAUUCAAUCGCUUCGAUUGCUUUGUUGUCAUCGGCAGCAUAUCCGAGACUGUGUUGACCAGAACCGGAGUAAUGCCCCCAUUGGGUGUCUCCGUGUUACGUUGUGUGCGUCUUCUGCGAGUCUUCAAGGUGACCAAGUAUUGGCGCUCGCUGUCUAAUCUAGUUGCUUCCUUAUUGAAUUCAAUACAAUCAAUUGCUUCGCUUCUUUUACUGCUCUUCCUGUUUAUUGUGAUAUUUGCAUUGCUGGGUAUGCAAGUUUUUGGUGGUAAAUUUAAUUAUAAUGAUGAGGAGAAGGUUCGCAUGAAUUUCGAUUGCUUCUGGCAGAGCAUGCUCACAGUAUUCCAGAUAAUGACGGGCGAGGAUUGGAAUGCAGUCAUGUAUGUUGGCAUCAAUGCCUAUGGCGGUGUCUCCUCCUAUGGUGCCUUGGCCUGCAUAUAUUUCAUCAUAUUGUUCAUAUGCGGUAAUUAUAUUCUGCUGAAUGUGUUCUUGGCCAUUGCUGUCGACAAUUUGGCCGAUGCUGACUCACUCUCGGAGGUCGAGAAGGAUGAGGAACCGCUUGACGAGGGCGCCUUAAGAAAAUCACACAGUCCCACGCCAACCAUAGAUGGUAUGGACGAUGAGCAUAUGAGCAUUGAUAUGGAUAUGGAACAUCAUGACAUGGACGAUGAUAAGGAUCAUGAAACCUUAUCCGAUGAAGAGGGUCGAGAAAUGUGCGAGGAGGAAGAAGAAGUGGAUGAAGAAGGCAUGAUAACAGCACGCCCACGUCGUAUGUCUGAGGUUAAUACGGCUACAAAAAUUCUACCAAUACCACCGGGCACAUCAUUCUUUCUUUUCUCCCAAACGAACAGAUUUCGCGUGUUUUGCCAUUGGCUCUGUAAUCACAGUAACUUUGGCAACAUAAUCCUGUGCUGUAUUAUGUUUUCAUCCGCCAUGUUGGCUGCGGAGAAUCCACUAAAGGCUAACGACGAUUUGAAUAAAGUUCUCAAUAAAUUUGAUUACUUUUUCACGGCAGUUUUCACAAUAGAACUGAUUCUGAAAUUGAUUUCAUACGGUUUCGUAUUACACGACGGAGCCUUUUGCAGAUCCGCAUUUAAUCUAUUAGAUUUACUUGUGGUUUGCGUCUCAUUGAUAUCUCUAGUAUUCAGUUCGAAUGCGAUUUCAGUCGUGAAAAUUCUUCGUGUUCUUCGAGUUUUAAGGCCUCUAAGAGCCAUUAAUAGAGCCAAGGGUUUAAAGCAUGUUGUUCAAUGUGUCAUAGUCGCUGUAAAGACUAUCGGAAAUAUUGUGCUCGUCACAUGCCUCCUGCAAUUCAUGUUUGCAGUUAUAGGAGUCCAAUUGUUUAAGUACGUGGUGAAGUGCGUUGUAGUCGCAAUUAAAACCAUUGGUAAUAUCAUGUUGGUUACAUAUUUAUUGCAAUUCAUGUUUGCCGUUAUUGGAGUGCAACUCUUUAAGGGUAAAUUUUUCUCCUGCACCGAUGGCUCUAAAAUGUCUAAAAGCGAAUGCUAUGGUACCUAUCUUGUCUAUGAGGAUGGUGAUAUAAACAAGCCGCGCCUGAAGGAACGCGAAUGGGAUAAUAACGGUUUCCAUUUCGAUGAUGUGGCCAAGGGCAUGUUAACCCUCUUCACCGUUUCCACCUUUGAGGGCUGGCCGGCCCUGCUAUACGUCUCUAUUGAUUCGAAUAAGGAAAAUGGGGGUCCAAUACACAAUUUCCGUCCUAUAGUUGCUGCCUACUAUAUAAUCUAUAUUAUUAUUAUUGCCUUCUUUAUGGUCAACAUCUUUGUCGGUUUCGUUAUUGUCACUUUCCAAAACGAGGGUGAACAGGAGUACAAGAAUUGUGAUCUCGAUAAGAAUCAGCGCAAUUGUAUUGAAUUCGCAUUAAAGGCGAAGCCAGUGCGACGCUAUAUACCCAAACAUGGUAUACAGUAUAAAGUUUGGUGGUUUGUCACAUCCUCAUCGUUUGAAUAUACCAUAUUCAUAUUGAUCAUGAUAAAUACGGUCACACUGGCGAUGAAAUUCUACCAACAACCGUUAUGGUAUACAGAGCUUCUAGAUGCACUCAAUAUGCUAUUCACAGCUGUAUUUGCACUCGAGUUUGUCUUUAAACUGGCAGCCUUUCGAUUCAAGAACUAUUUCGGCGAUGCGUGGAACGUUUUUGAUUUCAUUAUCGUGCUGGGCAGCUUUAUUGAUAUCGUUUAUUCGGAAAUUAAGAGCAAGACCACAUCUGGUCAGUCCGCUUGUGAUAUAGUCGAAGGCUGUAAGCAAAAAGCCAAAGCGGCCGGUUCGAACUUGAUUUCCAUCAACUUCUUUCGACUGUUUCGUGUCAUGCGUCUCGUCAAGCUGCUCAGCAAGGGCGAAGGUAUACGAACCCUUCUCUGGACUUUCAUUAAAUCGUUUCAGGCUUUGCCUUAUGUCGCAUUGCUCAUCGUCUUGCUCUUCUUCAUUUAUGCCGUGGUCGGCAUGCAAGUCUUUGGCAAGAUAGCGCUGAACAGCGAGACUGCUAUAACGAGGAACAACAACUUCCAGACGUUCCAGCAGGCUGUUCUGGUGCUCUUCCGUUCAGCCACUGGCGAGGCCUGGCAGGAAAUUAUGAUGUCGUGCUCAGCACAGCCUGAUGUGCGCUGUGACAUGGAAUCCGAUACGCCCGGCGAGCAAUGCGGCUCAUCGAUUGCCUAUCCCUACUUCAUAUCGUUUUAUGUGCUGUGCUCCUUCCUGAUUAUCAAUCUGUUUGUGGCCGUCAUUAUGGAUAACUUUGAUUACCUCACACGUGAUUGGUCCAUUCUGGGUCCACAUCAUUUGGAUGAGUUUAUUCGUCUUUGGAGCGAGUACGAUCCGGAUGCCAAGGGACGCAUCAAACACUUGGACGUCGUCACUCUGCUACGUAAGAUAUCACCGCCUCUUGGCUUUGGCAAACUAUGUCCACAUCGCAUGGCCUGCAAGCGUCUGGUCAGCAUGAAUAUGCCCCUCAACUCCGAUGGAACUGUGCUCUUUAAUGCCACGCUCUUUGCCGUGGUUCGCACAUCGUUGAGCAUCAAGACCGAGGGUAACAUCGAUGAUGCCAAUGCCGAACUGCGUGCCACAAUUAAGCAAAUCUGGAAACGUACCAAUCCUAAGCUAUUGGAUCAAGUGGUUCCGCCACCUGGCAAUGAUGAUGAGGUUACAGUGGGCAAGUUCUAUGCCACGUAUCUAAUUCAGGACUAUUUCCGACGUUUCAAGAAGCGCAAGGAGCAGGAGGGCAAAGAGGGUCACCCCGAUAGCAAUACGGUCACCCUUCAAGCCGGUCUACGGACACUACACGAGGUGUCGCCAGCUUUAAAGCGCGCCAUCUCCGGCAAUCUGGAUGAAUUGGCUGAGGAACCCGAACCCAUGCAUCGCCGCCAUCACACACUCUUCGGCAGCGUGUGGUCCUCCAUUCGCCGACAUGGCAAUGGCACCUUCCGACGCAGUGCCAAGGCAUCCCAUAGCAAUGGAGCACUGACCAUUGGCGGCUCCUCGCUGGCAGCUGCUGGAGUUGGAGGCAGUAGCUUGGUGCUGGGCAGCGUAGAUCCCGCGGGCACUGAUUAUCUGUAUGACAGCCUCAAUCGCAGUGUGGCCGAUGGUGUCAAUCACAUAGCACGCAACCUAAUGCAAGCACGGAUGGCGGCCAGCGGCAAGCUGCAGGAUGAGCUGCAUGCUAGCAGCGGAGGCGAGCUGCGAACCUUUGGCGAGAGCAUCUCGAUGCGGCCCCUGGCGAAGAAUAGCAGCGGUGCAUCAACAGUUGCGGGCACGUUACCACCGGAAGCCAAUGCGAUAUCUUAUGACAACCGCAAUCGUGGUAUUUUAUUGCAUCCAUAUAACAAUGUCUACGCACCCAAUGGUGCUAUUCCUGGCCACGAGCGCAUGAUCCAAUCGACACCAGCUAGUCCUUACGAUCAGCGUCGUUUACCAACUUCAUUUGAAAUGAAUGGCUUAGCCGAAUCAUUGAUUGGAGGGGUACUCGCCGCUGAGGGCUUGGGAAAAUAUUGUGAUUCCGAAUUCGUGGGCACGGCUGCGCGAGAGAUGCAGGAGGCGUUAGACAUGACGCCUGAGGAGAUGAAUUUGGCUGCACAUCAGAUACUAUCGAACGAGCAUUCGAUGAGUCUGAUUGGCAGCAGCAAUGGCAGCAUCUUCGGUGGUCCUGGUGGUGCGAUUGGCGGUGGCAUGAGCGGUGGCAGCAGCAGCAUUGCUGGUGCAUUCGGUGGCAGCGCCAGUGGACCAUCAUCGUUCUCUCCGUUGCAUCAAGGUUCGGGCACUCUACAAUCACCACCGAUACCAGAUAAUCGUCUUAGACGAGUUGCCACUAUAACGACCACUAAUAAUAAUAAGUCUCAAAUUAGCCAAAUCAAUACUAAUAAUAAUUUAAAUAGUAGAACUAAUGCAGCAUCGCCUACAACUAGCCAAACAACAAAUUCACCCACUCUGCUGCAACAGCAACAACAACAACUACAACAACAACAACAACAAUCGCCUCAGCGUAACUUAGGCAGUGGUCAGGGUUAUCCGGCCGCCUCAUAGCAUACAUACUGUAGUCCAUACAUGCGAAAUGUCUUCUUGAUGGAAUUUUAAAUGUACGUUUAUGACAAUUUUUGUAUAAUUUUUAGCAAAGAAAAAAGAACAUUAGGAAUAUUUACUCAAGGUCAAAUAUUGCGUGACGUGAAAAAAACAAAACAAAA